AUGAGCUCAAUCCAAGUAGCUAAUUAUCAAACAGGCAGUUCACCAACUCCUGAUUUAAGAGAUGACUUCCUCAAGAAUUGUCUCAAAUGCAAGAAGAAUUUGGAAGGAAUAGACACUUACAUGUACAGAGGCGAUGCAGCAUUUUGCAGUGAUGAAUGUCGUGAUGAGGAGAUUUUAGCUGAUCAUUUGAGAAUGACAGAGAGGAAAACCAUGAAAAAAUCCCUUGAAAAAAGUCUCAUCUCAAGCAACAACAAGGUCAUCUUCUUCGUCGGUGAUGUGCCUCUUUCUGCAUACAAAAAUGGGUUGUGA
Ilex paraguariensis (yerba mate) is the source of this 309-nucleotide messenger RNA. The record is from the annotation of a GenBank genome assembly. NCBI's taxonomy places the organism in Eukaryota, Viridiplantae, Streptophyta, Magnoliopsida, Aquifoliales, Aquifoliaceae.